Messenger RNA from Anoplopoma fimbria (sablefish), 2201 nucleotides. RefSeq names its product polymeric immunoglobulin receptor (gene pigr). The record is from RefSeq and is a predicted model, not a curated record. The transcript has 8 exons. The coding region runs from base 43 to 1044 and encodes 333 amino acids. Lineage: Eukaryota; Metazoa; Chordata; Actinopteri; Perciformes; Anoplopomatidae.
GUUUGUUUGGACAAGGAGAGUUCCUCAAACUGACGGCGAAACAUGCGGCAGCCCUUUAUACUCGCCCUCUGCCUGUUACCAUGGAUCCCAGCGUUCCUCUGCAGGGUAAGGACCGAGGGAGAGCUCUCAGUCAUGGAGGGUCAAUCCCUCACAGUCCCGUGUCAUUAUGACCCUCAGUAUGCCAUCUACGUGAAGUACUGGUGUCGGGGGAAGAUGAGGGAGUUCUGCACCAGUUUAGCUCGGACAGAUCAGGCCAAUCCAGCCGAGGGGGAAGUGAGCAUCUUCGACGACCCCGUCCAGCAGGUGUUCUCUGUGACCAUGAGCGGCCUGAAGGAGGGGGACUCCGGCUGGUACAUGUGUGGCGUGGAGGUAGGCGGCGCGUGGACCGCCGAUGUUGUCGCCUACACGUACAUCAAGGUCAUUCAUGGUAUGACAGUGGUGAACAACAGACUGAGUGGGGAAGAAGGGAGUAGUGUCACAGUUGAAUGUCAAUACAGUGAGAGAUACAGAGACAGCGAGAAGAAGUGGUGUCGGAGUGGAGACUGGAGCUCCUGUCUGCUGACUGGUUCUGAGGGGAGCUACGAAGACACUUCAGUGGCCAUCAGGGAUGACAGAACUAGGACUUUCACUAUAACCUUUAAGAAGCUGCAGAUGAGAGAUACUGGCUGGUACUGGUGCUCUGCAGGACAGCAGCAGAUGCUCGUGCAUGUGCUGGUCACACCAAGACCCACGACUAUGCCUGCGACAUCUCCACCUACACAGUCUGUUGCAUACCUGCCUCCACCCAAACCCAUCACUAAAGAGUCCUGGAGCGGUCAAAGUCACAUCAUGGAGUCUUUGCUGGUGUGUUUCUCUAUCAUGGUCCUCGUGGGCUUCGCCAUAUUCGUGAGAAAAUUGUGGAAACAACACAGGAAGGAUCCUAUGCUGAGACAAGUAAAAAUGAUAAAUGCAAGGCACAAUGAUUACUCAGGGGAUGUAGAUGACCAACAAAGCACUUCUGUUGUUUUCCUUAACAGGGAUUCCCAGGAUGUAAAUAUGUACUGAGCUUUGCCAGUGCAGUGUUUAUUGUUACUCUGUUUUGCUGAAUGUAAUUUUUGUGUCAGUUCACUGCAAACAGCACAUGCUUUAUUUCCACUGUCUUCUGUAUAUUACAUACCGGCACAUUCAAUGAUAUUUUUUAUGCCUGCUGUUCUUCAUGUGCAACUGGCAUAGGCUGGAGAACAAGUAUACUUGUUUUGUAAGUAUCAAAAUAUAAUCAUGUGGUGUUUUAUUUAAUUGUUCUGUCAGAAGCAGCACUGUUACUACCACUAUUUUCAUAAUUUUGGUUGGAAUUUGGGGACUUUAGCAUAUUGGUGAAGUGUACAUUGUAACUGAUAACUGAUUAUUUUUAACAAUAAGUUUUGAUUGGUUAUUUCUCCACUGGAUUUUAAUUCAUGUGAAAAAACCACUAUUUUUACAGGUUCAUUCUCCAUGAAGUUUCGUGGAAAGAAAUUAGCAAUUAGGUCCCAUUUAUAAGGGAAAUAGAGACAAUAGCCCCUUUUGCACAUGUACUGCAACCCGGAAUUUAUCUAGACUUUAGCCUGAGGAGCUGUAUAUGAGAACGCAAAUGAGAUUACGGAUCGCAUGGUGGAAAGGGCUGACCCCAAAACUGUCAAAUUGACAAAUUCAAGGACUGACUAUGUGACCGAGUUGUAAUGCGAGCCAAGACGCAGGUGAAACAAUAUUAUGAGAGCGAUGACAAAGAGAAUAGAAGCAAAACUCUGUGGUUCUUUUUGACAAUCACUGCUAGAUAGUGCCAUGGUAUUAAUAAAAAGUAAUUAGACUCGAAGGAAUGCAUGGUUUGUGCAUUUUCAUGGUUUUGUAUGGAGAGACACACUGAAGGCAGGAAAGAGGGAGAGUGGAUGACACACAACGUUUUCCAACUAAGUCAAUGAAAAAUGAUAAGAACAGAAGGCAUUUGGACAUAAUAUUGAUACUAUUCGACCGCAGCCAUGGUUCGCAAUCUCAACCGGGUGAGCUACCAGGGCGCCCCCUGCUUGUAUGAUUAUAUGUGAUUCUGUAUGACGUGGGACAUACGGUAUAAAGCUGAACUAAUGUGAUGUUCCUCUAAGUUUAUGGUUUGUCUGUGUCUAUGCAUACACGCUGUGCAAAUAUCUUCUCUCAUAUCAGUUUUGUAAUGUAAUAAACCUCAUUUCAAGGUU